Magnusiomyces paraingens is the source of this 432-nucleotide messenger RNA. RefSeq lists its product as uncharacterized. Bases 1 to 432 code for a protein of 143 amino acids. Gene Ontology annotation, molecular function: calcium ion binding. Gene Ontology annotation, biological process: mitotic actomyosin contractile ring assembly. Gene Ontology annotation, cellular component: myosin II complex. The transcript has 2 exons. The record is from RefSeq and is a predicted model, not a curated record. Lineage: Eukaryota; Fungi; Ascomycota; Dipodascomycetes; Dipodascales; Dipodascaceae.
AUGUCUACUCAAAAUACAAAGGCUUUUAGAGACGCUUUCGCUCUUUUUGACAAGCGAGGAACUGGUCGUAUUCCAUCAGAGGCUCUCGGCGAUCUGCUACGUGCUGUCGGUCAGAAUCCCACUCUCGGUGAAAUUGACGAGCUUGAGCGUUCUAUUUCCGGUGACUUCGACUUUGAGACCUUUGUCAAGAUUGUCAACAGACCAGAUGGCUUCAAGUCGCUGGGUGAACCCGAGGACUACAUCCGUGGUUUCCAAGUCUUUGACAAGGACCAAACUGGUUAUAUUGGCGUUGGAGAGCUGCGGUACAUUCUGACAUCGCUUGGAGAGAAGCUCUCGGAUGCUGAGAUGGAUGAACUUCUUAAGGGUGUCAAUGUUACUCGUGAUGGUAACGUCAACUACGUCGAGUUUGUCAAGUCCAUUCUUGCUCAGUAA